CCUAAGGGUGUAAUUGCACAAAAGAUCCCUAUGGGUCGAAGUGUAUCCGCAGGGGCUCCCGAAAUUAUAAGUCAAGUAACUAUUGCUAUAAAUGAUCACUAAGUUUUGUAUUGAUACUUUAUUAACGCUUUAACGGAACUUUUUACUACGUUGCCAUGAAAAAUAUAGUCCGUUUAUUAAAUAACCUUAAUCUAAAAAGUCUUAUAACUUUAUAUUUGUGCACCAAUUCUAAACCUUAUGUCGCAAAAUUUACAGUAGCUAUUUCCUUAUUCUUAAUCAGCACUUAAGCCUUUUUAGAAUCAUGCGUUAUGAAUCCCAGCCGCGCGCCGUCAGUGCCCGGCCCGCCAUCUUGGCGUCAACGCGUUUCUCGUUAUUCUCGUUAAUUUAACCAGUUAUUUAACGAAAAUGAGUGACUCUGGUAGACGCGGGAAGAAUAUGAUUUGGGAUUACUUUGAUAAAGUCGACGAUGAAAAUAAGGAGGCAGAGUGCAAACUGUGCCAUAACAUGUUUAAUUAUAGGUCAACUUCGCAUAACCUCAAAAAUCAUUUGAAGCAUAAGCAUAAUGAUGUAUUUAUGAGUAUUCCGGUUACUGAGAUACCGGGGAAGAUUAUAAAAAUGAGGAAGAACAGGUCCUCUGUAUGGGAAUAUUUUGAGGUAUUCGACAACGAGAAGAAAAUUGCGAGCUGUAACGAGUGCCAGCGCACCAUCUCGUACAGGACCACCACGGCCAACCUGAAGACGCAUCUCCGACGGGUGCAUGAGCAGCUGUACGUCGAGAUGGAGGGGGAGGAGAAAGAAGUGGUUCUUGAAGAAGACGGGGCUGAAUCCGACGCCCAAGAUGACGUAUGGAGCUUCUUCGAGCGCGCGGGCGGCGAGGCGCGCUGCGCGGUGUGCCGCGCUCUGGUCCCCAUCCCCGCGCUGCGAAGUCACCUGAGGAACAACCAUCCUAAGCUCGUUGACGUAGUGGAGUCAGAGGAGGAAACAGCGACGAAUAACGCACAAGAAGACGUUUACACCGAAGUUGUAUACCUUGAGCAUGAGGACAGCCCCAAACGAGCGCCAAAACCGAUCGAAAAGCCAACAAAACCAAAACAGUUCACAGAAAGACGCACGAAAAAGCGAAAACUGAGCUCCUCUUCUGACGACGAGCCAUUAAAAUACAAGAAAAAAAGAAACGACGAUGAAAUUGAGCAAUUUGGGAAAUAUAUAACAUGCUUACUGAAAAAAAUACCUCAAGAUACGAGUAUGGAAUUACAAAUGGAAAUUGUCAAUUUGAUAAUGAAAAAACAGUUGGAGCAAAGGAGAAACGAAACGUCAGUUUUGGCGGCAAGGGAAAGCAAGAUGGCGGGCGUUGAAACUGUUGAUGGCGGCUGUCAAACUGCUUUUGAAAUUAAGAUAAGUGAUGAGAAGAGUUUGAGCAAUGGAUAUUCGUAUAGUAUUGAGAAAAUUGUGAAUGAUGAAACACAGAUGAUACAGAGUACUUAACGUAUAAAUUAUAUACUUAAUACAAAGUAUUAUUGAGCCAAGUUUAUUUACAAAUUUGUAUUUAUGUUUAUUAGAAUUAAAUGUUUUGCCAAAAUUGUU
Messenger RNA from Cydia pomonella (codling moth), 1584 nucleotides. RefSeq lists its product as uncharacterized. Gene Ontology annotation, molecular function: DNA binding. Bases 406 to 1485 code for a protein of 359 amino acids. The record is from RefSeq and is a predicted model, not a curated record. NCBI's taxonomy places the organism in Eukaryota, Metazoa, Arthropoda, Insecta, Lepidoptera, Tortricidae. The transcript is spliced from 4 exons.